AUGGUGUAUGAGGAUGCGGUCAACUCGGUCAAGAACGCACUAAAAUACGGGGUCUUGCCGGGGGGAGGGACCACUUUCCUUUACCUCAAGCGGUAUCGGGACGAAGUGGUGGAAGAGAUGAAGAGGGAAGGGUUGGAUGAUGAGAUAUUCGGCGCGGACAUUUUGUUCGAAGCCCUCUCGGAGCCGAUGCGGCAGAUUGCGGAGAACGCGGGGAAACACGGGAACUUCGUGGUCUCCAAGUGCUUGGACAAAGAAUUUGGUUGGGGGUUCAAUGCCGCGAGCCUCACCUACGAGAAUCUGUUGACGGCCGGAGUACUGGAUGCGGCAACCGUGACAGAAAACAGCCUGGCGAACUCAGUGAGCAUCGCCAGCUUGGUAUUGACGAGCGGGGGCAUGGUGGUGGAGGACGAGGAGGGGAUGCGGCAGUUGGAAAAGGAGCAAGCCAUGGACUACGCCAGGGCGGCGGGAGGGAUGAUGUGA
Nannochloropsis gaditana CCMP526 is the source of this 480-nucleotide messenger RNA. Its product is annotated as chaperonin. Bases 1 to 480 code for a protein of 159 amino acids. Gene Ontology annotation, biological process: protein refolding. The record is from RefSeq and is a predicted model, not a curated record. The transcript is spliced from 2 exons. Gene Ontology annotation, molecular function: ATP-dependent protein folding chaperone; ATP binding.